AUGUUGAAACUUUUGUCUCUCGUCAGUUUCCUGUUUUAUGGAUCCUAUGGACUCUUACUUGGUGACAAGGAACAACAUCAUAUGAUUGGCAAUGCCUCUGGAAUUGAUGUUCUAGGUCGUAUUGAAAUGCUUGAAAAACAAUUGGCGGAAGAAAAGCGAGAUCGUUUCAUUUUAGAACAGACCGUAAGGGAUAUUAACACCAAAUUUCAUGGCACUCUACUGAGCAUUAAUCAGAUUGAAUUGCAGCAAAGAGAAUUUCAAAAUAAUGUUUCAAGAGACAAUUUCGAAAGCCUGCAAAACGUCAACCAAACCAUCAACAACAUUACUGCCUUAUUGCAAAGAACGAUGUCGGACUUCUCCAGCCUUUCCUCUAAGUACAACCAAGAGGUACACGCUCUAAACAGCAAUAUUUCCAAGAUGUCAGGAUCAGUACAAGACUUGCAAAGACAGGUAUCUUUCUUCGCAAAAUUAUCUAGCAGUGUCCGAAUUUCAGCAGCUCACCAAACCGUCGUGUAUGAUACGGUUAUUACAAAUAACGAUAAUGGAUACAACCCAAAGAAUGGAAUCUUCACUUGUCCUCAGUCUGGAACUUAUGUGUUUUUGUGGAACACUCUGAUUAUGUAUAGAACAUAUAUCAGACUGGAGAUCGUAGUGUCCGGAACAGCUUUAUAUGGUUUUUUGGAGGAUACAGAAGAUGCGAAUGACUAUGACACUGCAACUGCUUCUAUAAUUGUUAAAGUUGAUGUUGGCGAUACGGUGUUCAUUCGUUCUCGAGGCAGCGGUCCUGGACCUAUGGUCACCGAAUCCAGUGUCAUAACCUCCUCAUUUUCUGGAUACCGAAUUUAAAGAAUGAUAACUCUGAUAGCUAAAAUUAAGUCUUUAACGAUUAAUUGUCUGUAUUUUCAUUGAUGUCAUGCGAUAUUGCAUCGGAUAUCUAUUACGUUGAGUUAUGGUGUGCUUCUAAACUCCUUCUUUAUUCGUUACAAUAGUAUACCUAGUCAAAUUAAAAUUGAUGGACUCAAAUAUUAAUCAUAUGUGGUGAUGGUGGCCUUAAUUAAAUGAAUAUGUCAUAAACAUUUCUUGGAUAUCGAAUCAAAUAUAGAUGUUGACAAUGAUCGUUGAGGCAUCGUGUGUUUCUUUACUUCUUCUGUAUAUUCGAUAGUAUCCCUUGUCAAAUUAAAAUUGUUAGACAUAUGUGGCG
Saccostrea cuccullata (small rock oyster) is the source of this 1201-nucleotide messenger RNA. RefSeq names its product caprin-2-like. Gene Ontology annotation, molecular function: protein binding. The record is from RefSeq and is a predicted model, not a curated record. NCBI's taxonomy places the organism in Eukaryota, Metazoa, Mollusca, Bivalvia, Ostreida, Ostreidae. Bases 1 to 846 code for a protein of 281 amino acids. The transcript has 2 exons.